Messenger RNA from Lampris incognitus (smalleye Pacific opah), 2787 nucleotides. It is a transcript of the gene dapk2b, whose product is annotated as death-associated protein kinase 2b. Gene Ontology annotation, biological process: intracellular signal transduction; protein phosphorylation; positive regulation of apoptotic process. Gene Ontology annotation, molecular function: ATP binding; protein serine/threonine kinase activity. NCBI's taxonomy places the organism in Eukaryota, Metazoa, Chordata, Actinopteri, Lampriformes, Lampridae. Bases 418 to 1515 code for a protein of 365 amino acids. The transcript is spliced from 12 exons. Gene Ontology annotation, cellular component: nucleus; cytoplasm. The record is from RefSeq and is a predicted model, not a curated record.
UAGUUGUCGGUGGAGGGGAGUUGAGGCUGAAGUGCCGGCGGUGAGACUGAGCCGCUCAGACCAGCCGCGGAGGACGUGAGAAAAGCAUGCUGCUGUCUUAUCACCGCCAACACUGACACAAGAAUAAAAGGCCUCGCUCAUGGCCCGUAGUGGUGGUGCCUGUUAGAGUAUCCAGCAGCUCCUGAGGGGGCUGAACCUCUCGGGUGGAAUGCACUGCUGCGAGCUGGGACAUGCACGCUAGCUGGUGGAGCUUCUGACUGCAGGUUCUUGUGUCAGAGGACCGCAGGGAUACCACUGAGCUGCGCUCCUCUCCCGACAGGGCAUGUGUCUCGGGAAGACGGGACGGAAAAAGACUGUUGGAUAAAGCGGACAGAGGACCGACGUUGGUGUUGCACGCUCGGGAGAUAACACACAUCAAUGAGGACGGCGGGCAUGGCAGUAUUCAAGCAACAGAAGGUUGAAGAUUUCUAUGAAAUUGGCGAAGCGCUGGGGAGCGGGCAGUUUGCCAUCGUCAAGCGCUGCACAGAGAAGAGCACCGGCCUGGAGUUUGCGGCCAAGUUCAUUAAAAAGCGCCAGAGUCGAGCCAGCAGACGCGGCGUGAGAAGAGAAGAGAUCGAGAGGGAGGUGGACAUCCUGCAGCAGAUUCAGCAUCCCAACAUAGUAACACUACACGAUGUUUACGAGAACCGUACAGACGUGGUGCUUAUCCUUGAACUAGUUUCUGGAGGAGAGCUGUUUGACUUCUUGGCUCAGAAGGAGUCUUUGAGCGAAGAGGAGGCUACUCAGUUCAUCAAACAGAUCCUAGAUGGAGUCCAGUAUCUCCACUCCAAGAGGAUCGCACACUUUGAUCUAAAGCCGGAAAAUAUAAUGCUGCUGGACAAGAACGUCCCUCUGCCACGCAUCAAGCUCAUAGACUUCGGCCUGGCUCAUAAGAUGGAAGCCGGGGCGGACUUCAAAAACAUUUUCGGCACCCCCGAAUUUGUCGCUCCGGAGAUAGUCAACUAUGAGCCGCUGGGGUUGGAGGCAGACAUGUGGAGCAUCGGAGUCAUCACGUAUAUCCUCCUAAGUGGCGCGUCGCCCUUUCUCGGUGACACGAAGCAGGAGACUCUGGGGAACAUCUCGGCGAUGAGCUACCAGUUCGACGAGGAGUUCUUCAGCAGUACAAGCGAGCUCGCGAAGAGCUUCAUACGGCAACUCCUGGAGAAAGACACGAGAAAGCGGUUGACAAUACAAGACGCUCUCAACCAUCCCUGGAUCAAGCCCUCGAAUUCAAGACAGGCCAUGGUGAAGAGGCUGUCGGUGGUUAACUUGGAGAACUUCCGGAGACAGUAUGCCAGACGCAGAUGGAAGCUGUCGUUCAGAAUUGUGGCUCUCUGCAACCACUUGACACGCAUGAUGAAAAAGGGCCAUCCUAAACUGUCUGGCGAGGACGAGAGGAAUUGUGAAAGCGACCAGGAUGAAGAAGAGAUCCUGAGGAGAAAACCCAGGACUAGAAAAAGAAGCAGCACUUCCUGAAAGUUUUUGUUUUUCUUUAGUCACCAGUGUCAAAAGAGUGUUGGUUUUGAGGAUUUGGGCCGUUCUGAAAUUGUAAAAUUGCACUUAAGACAUAUUUUAAACACCAGCUUGUGCUUACGGGAAGGAACAAGCUAGCUAUUUGGGAAUGCCGCGAAUGCAGCGGUCUCCAGUAGGUGUGGUCUAGCCAACCUGUCUUGCAUGGUGACCUUUGACUCCCUCAGGCCAUGCUGCACACUUAGUAGCCCUCAGGAGAAGUAUUUCUUGAUAUAUACAUUCACAUUUAUCAAAUUUGCCUUUCCAAAAAUACAGCGAGUAUUUUCUGCAUCGUGACGGCUUGACUGUAUGAAUUUAUAAUAUAGCCGAGAGUCCAUCCAUCCAUCCAUUAUCCAAAUCGCUCAUCCUUACUCGGGGUCGCAGGGAUGCUGGAGCCUAUACCAGCAAUCAUUGGGUGGCAGGCGGGGAGGCACCCUGGACAGGCCGCCGGGCCAUCACACAGGGCCUAUAGCCGAGAGCGGAGGGCAGAAAAAAGAAACGUUCCCUCUCAACUUUGGCCUUGGAAGUCUCCCACUUGGGAUUGGGCUGCAGAUUGUUCAAAGCGAGUUUUCUUCUCAUUGUGCUUGCUGCAUACACUACAGUAUGUGAAGGCCAUUUGGAUGAAAAUUGCCCUAUGGAUAUCAAACAAACUGAUGGUUGCAAACAAAGACAACCGAAAGGAGAAAAGGAUGAAGCAGAUCUUCAUAACCUGCUGUAUUUUUAUUUUUUUUUACACGUUCUUCUGCUUACUUUGCUAACGUGCGGAGAUCUUGUGUCAACAACGCCGUUUACUGUUAACAUCUCCAUUUGCCUCGUCAGAAAUAACCUGAAGCUUGCACACUCUUCAGCGUUAUCUCCUGGUUACUGGAUAUACAGCCAUGUUUCUUUUCUUUUUUUUUAAUUAUUAUUAUUAAACUUGCUCAUUUUCAGAGGCCACUUUUUUUGGUCCGGGCUAAAAAUAAUAAAGAAAAUACUUGCAACACGUGUCCUGCUUUCAAGGAUAUACAUAGUCUUUUUGAAAAUUGGACCGUUGAAUAUUUUUGUGCAAAUAAUAGAUCUGGAUAUAUUUUGAUAUAUUUAUGGUGUAAAUAGACGUCAGCCAAUGUCUUAAUUCCAGCUCGACUUGUGUCUUAGCUUAUUGAAACAUGCACUGUUGAAAGCAAGAAGGCAAAAUUUUCUGUUUACAUGUUACAUGUAUGUAUGUCCAACUGAAAUUUUGUUAAAUAAAUCAAUCAGUAA